GAACCAGUUAUUAGGUCAAAAUGCGAGUCGCGAUAUUUGUUCUUUGUUUGGCGGUGUUCUACGUGUCCACGUCAGGAGGCUUGCCCUUGUCCAGUGGAGGUAAUAUCUCCCGCAUUCACCGUCAAAAUGUUCAAUUUGGUGAAAGCGUACGUGACUGGUUCAGUAGAAUAAAGGCCCGGAUUCUUGAAGGACGAGGGACAAGAAACCCGAAGUUGGAAGAUCCAGAUAAACUUGGACAGGGGAAAUUUAUUUUGAUCGAUUUGAAUACUCUCAAAUUGAACCCACAGAAGGAUUGGGGAUUCAGGAUAGGCAACUGGUACUAUAUCAAUCACAACGAUGAAAAAAGCAACAAAACUCUACCUGUUCAACCCGGGGGAUUUAAUUAUGAUGAUUUGCAUGAGAUGUAUGAUGAGGGUAAGGCGGUGACUGAAGAUCUCUCAGCUGAAAAUGGCGGCGAAGGGGAGGAGGAGCAAUCCUCCAAGCCGUUGAAGCCCGAUGAGGUAUCGAUUCGAACCGAGUCACCUAACAGCGCAGCAAAAAGGGACGACGAAAACAGUAUUAAAGGUCCACAAUCUGCGGAAGUUUUAACACCUAAAGAUUAUAAAGAAUGAUUUGGAAUAAAGGAAGUACAUAUCUAAUAUAUUCUAUUGUAUAAAUCU
Molecule: messenger RNA, 659 nt
Organism: Belonocnema kinseyi
Lineage: Eukaryota; Metazoa; Arthropoda; Insecta; Hymenoptera; Cynipidae
Exons: 3
Coding region: 21-611 (196 amino acids)
Source: RefSeq, a predicted model, not a curated record